Armigeres subalbatus is the source of this 1165-nucleotide messenger RNA. RefSeq names its product dnaJ homolog subfamily C member 17. Gene Ontology annotation, cellular component: spliceosomal complex. Bases 151 to 1053 code for a protein of 300 amino acids. The transcript is spliced from 2 exons. The record is from RefSeq and is a predicted model, not a curated record. Gene Ontology annotation, molecular function: RNA binding. Gene Ontology annotation, biological process: spliceosomal complex disassembly. NCBI's taxonomy places the organism in Eukaryota, Metazoa, Arthropoda, Insecta, Diptera, Culicidae.
CAAAAGUUUGUUUUCAUUCCAGGGAGCGUCGAAACGAAACUCAAGUCCCAUCGUUCAAAGAAAUAAUUCAAUAAAAAUCGAGCAAAAUACCGAAAAUUUAUUGUUUGGCAUUAAAAGUUCUAGUGUCCUUGCUUGAGCUUAGUCCUCAUAAUGUUGGACGUAAAGAAAUUCAGCGAAAUUGACCUGUAUGGUCUCCUGGGCAUCGAAAUUGGAGCAACCGAAGCGGAGGUUCGUAAAGCCUAUCGCAAAAAGGCACUACAAUGCCAUCCGGACAAGAAUCCCGACAAUCCGAAGGCGGCGGAGUUGUUCCAGGAGCUGUCCAAAGCGCUAGAGAUCUUAAUUGAUUCGUCGGCACGGUCCGCCUACGACAAGUUGUUGAAUGCGAAAAAAGCCGCCCAGUUGAGGACCCAGCAGUUGGACAGCAAAAGACAGAAACUGAAAGAAGAUUUGGAGGAGCGCGAAAGGAAAGCGAGAGAAACGGCGAAAGGCGUGUUUAAGGUGCAGAAAACUCCGGAGGAGUUGUUCCAGGAAGAAUUCGAAAGGCUGCGAAAGGAGGGAUCAAAAUUGCUUGAAGAGGAACAAGAAUUUAUGAGGCAACAGCUGAGGGAGGAAAAGACACUGCAAGACAAGUCGCAUUCAAGUUGGGAUCCUUCAAAACACAGAAUCAAGAUCAAAUGGAAAGCAGGAAAGGAAGAUCCAGAUAACGGUGGCUAUACGCAGGAAAUUCUGACCAAGUUUCUGUCGAAGUAUGGCGAUAUUAAUGUGCUGGUGAUGAGUCCGAAGAAGAAUGGAAGCGCGUUGGUUGAGUUCAAGACGCAGAAUGCAGCGGAGAUGGCAGUAAACUACGAGCAGGGGCGGUUGGACAAUCCUUGCAGCUUGGAGUGGAUUGGGGAUGCACCCAAGAAUAAGAACUCCCGGACAGGUGGAUCGAGUACGAUAACGGAGCGGGAUUUCGAAAGUUUGGUUCUGAGGCAGUUGCGGCAGGCGGAAGAACGGAAGCGGCUCAUAGAGCAAAUGAUGCGAGAGGAUGCCGAGGAAGAGACAGGGCAGUGAUAUCUUCGAGGAGUUCUCGUAGGUAAGCGUGAAUGUUUUAUGUUUGGGGUAAGCUAUUUUCGCGUGUUUCGUUGAUAAAUUUUACAUAAUAAUAAUUUAUCCAAAUGCCUCA